AUGGUAGACAUCCUCAAGCGAAACCUCUCCGCCAUCGAGAUGCAACGGUUAGAGACCGAGCGCAAGGAGAAGGCUUCCCUCCUCGACUCUGCCUCUUCCUCCUCUUCAUCUUCAUCUUCCUCUACUUCUCACAAUCACAAACAUCACCAUCACAAGAAGAGCAAAAAAGAUGGCGACCAGGCGCGGCAGCUCACCGAGCACGAGGCGAAGCAGGAGAUCGAGCGACGGCGCGAGGACGAGAAGCUCGCCACGCCCGGCGGCCGGGUCAAGGCCAAGGUCACCGCGGCCUGGCGGCGCUCCGAGGCCUAUCGCACCCUCGCCGCGCACUGCUGGGACCGGCCGCGCAUGACCCUGGCCGACACCAUGCUCCUCAGCCCGUGGCAGAAGUGGAAGAAGUACAACCGGGUGCCGUGGAAGGUGGUCCUCCACGCGCUCAUCUUCAUCGUCGUCACCGUCCAGGUCCUGCUGGCCUACGUCGAGACCUCGCAGUACACGCGCGCCACCCACAACACCUUCGAGAGCCUGUUCCUGGCCACCUCGGACCCGGACGUCACCAGCGUCACCAUGCACACCAUGGAGGAGGUCAUCGAGUCCCUCAAAAAGACCGUCAACACCUAUUACGAUGUGAAUAAUGUGGCUAUCGACAUGUACAUGCAACGGCAUUCAGAUCGAGAUACGUUAGGCGACGUGCGGCCCAUACAACUGCACUACAGCUCCUACUGCCGCAACUUCUUCGUUUUCGAGAACGACACGUGGGACAUCCAGGCCGACGACAUCCAGCAGACCGACGUGUACUACAAUCUGACGCAGGAUGACCCCUUCGGCCCGUUCAACGCGUCCGACCCCGACUCUCUGAACGACGCCUUCCAGCGCCUGGCACGUCCCACUCCUCAAGUGAAGAUGAGCGUGUCGUUUAACUUCAUCAACUUGAACGUGGGCGUGCUGGGUCCGAUUCCGUUCAUGUGGGACGUGCUCCUGCUCUACACGAAGGAGGGCGGCGAGAUCACCCUCGAACUGCUCCUCGACAAGCAGAUAUACUACACCACCUCCAUAGGACUGGAGACGCAGAACCUAUUCACCAUAUUUCAUGCGAUCGUGUUUGCGCUGAACUUCAUUUCCUUCGUCUUUGCCGUGCGGGCCUUCUUUACCAACAUCGUCACCUACCUGAGGACAAGGCGGACGUACCGGGCCAUUCCUCGAAAGGUGAUGAAGCAGGAGAUGUACCCCGCCUGGUCCCGCAUCCCCUUCUCCGUCAAAUUCGAAUUCUUCCCCCUCUGGAAUAUUCACAUCAUCGUAACGUCGGUCUUCCUCAUGCUCGCGUCCGUGCUGGGUCUGAUCGAAGAAUUCGGCUACAAAACGGCCAUGGCGUACUCGAUCUUCGAGGGCAUGGGCGCGCUGGGUGCGUCGGUGACCAUCCUCCGCUACCUCGAAUACUACGAACACUUCUACACCCUCAUCCUCACUCUCAGGCACGACUGCCCACCAUGUUCUCCAUCAUCGAUCUCGGGAUUGCGGAUCGCGCGAUUCAUUAUCUCGGCGUUCCCCAUUUUCUUCGGGUACAUGCUCAUGGGCGUCGUCCUGUUCUCACCCUACUCCAACCGGUUCGAGGAUCUCAACAACACGGCCAUCACGCUGUUCGCCCUUCUCAACGGAGACGACAUCCGCUCUGCGUUCGAGCAGUUGAACGAGAACUACCCCUAUCCGAUCGUGCCCACCAUCUACCUCUAUUCGUUCAUCGCCCUCUUCAUCACUGCCAUUCUCAACAUCUUCAUCUUCAUCAUUGAAGACUCCUACCACGCCGCCAAAUAUUCCCGUCGAACCCAGGCCAAGGGUGCCGCCGCUUACGCGGGCGGACACUACGGGGGCGAUGGCGGCCACCAUGGAGGGCAUGGAAAGCAGGAGAUGGACAUCUUCGCGCUCUUCCGAAUCCUGGACAGGGAGUACAACGUCAACGAUGACGACGAUGACCAAAUCGAACUCGACUCCAACCACUCGCUGAGCGACUCCUCGGAUGGCGAGCAAAAGAAAAGGAAGAAGAAAUCCUCGAAGGAAAAGAAGAAGAAGAAGGCGAGCAAGGCCAAGAAGGAGGCCAAGCCCAAGGCUGCCUCGACCGACGAAUCUUCCGACGACGAAUCCGACGUCUCGUUGGAGUCCGGCGCCGUCGGCGGGCCGGCUCCCUCGAGCUUCUCGAUCAACGGAGGCGAAAUGGUGGCGAACAUUGGCGUGGCCGGACUCCUCCGACAGAGCCUGGGCGUGGCCGGACACAGCGUGGCUCGAGCGUCCGCGCACAGCUACGAGUCGCCGGCGUCAUCGGCGCAAACGCCGCCGCGCCUGCCACGCAUGUCGAGCCGCGACUUCCGCGACCUGGGCUUCAGUCGCCCGGGCGACACCCCGCGCGCCUUCAACUUCCGCAUCACCUACAAGAAGCUCAAGCGCGACUUGAACGAGAUCAUGGAGGACCAGAUGGCCGAGUUCGAGGACGAGCUGGUCGUGCUGACGUCCGAGCUGCAGCUCAAGCACACGGCCCGGCUGCAGAAGCGGGUCAAGGCGCAGCUGCAGAAGACCUUCGAGAACCUCCUGCCCGGCCAGCAUAGCGGCGCGUCCACGUCAUCGUGGGACUCGUAUCGCAUGGGCGCCUCCGAGUACCGCGAGUCGCCCUUCUAG
This is a messenger RNA of Acanthamoeba castellanii str. Neff, 2664 nucleotides long. RefSeq lists its product as uncharacterized. Bases 1 to 2664 code for a protein of 887 amino acids. The transcript has 16 exons. Gene Ontology annotation, molecular function: NAADP-sensitive calcium-release channel activity. The record is from RefSeq and is a predicted model, not a curated record. Gene Ontology annotation, cellular component: plasma membrane; lysosomal membrane. Lineage: Eukaryota; Discosea; Longamoebia; Acanthamoebidae.